This is a messenger RNA of Amphimedon queenslandica, 933 nucleotides long. RefSeq names its product piggyBac transposable element-derived protein 4-like. The record is from RefSeq and is a predicted model, not a curated record. The transcript has a single exon. The coding region runs from base 1 to 933 and encodes 310 amino acids. NCBI's taxonomy places the organism in Eukaryota, Metazoa, Porifera, Demospongiae, Haplosclerida, Niphatidae.
AUGACAACAGAAGAGCUAUUCCGAUUCAUUGGAGCAUUGAUUUUAUUGGGAAUUCAUGGAGUUCAAAACCAUAGGUUUGCUUGGAGCAUCACUAAAGCUCAAUAUAUGAUUCGUCUGAGCGAAUUGCUGUCUUGUGAAAGAUUUGAACUCAUAGGUACAUUUUUGCAUCUUGUAACACCAGAAGAGGAAGAAUCUUUAUCAGGAAGUAAAUUGAAGAAAAUACUUCCUAUUCACAACUAUAUCAAAGCAAAGUGUUCUGAUUUAUAUCAGCCUUGUCGAAGUCUAAGCAUUGAUGAGCGUAUGGUGAAGAGUAAGGCAAGGACACAAUUUCGACAAUACAUACGCAAUAAGCCAACAAAAUGGGGCUUCAAAUAUUGGGUUUUAGCUGAUGUCACUGGAUACACAGUUGAUUUUGAUUUGUACAUAGGAAAAGGUGGUACUGUAUCAAGCAAUGGCUUAGCAUAUGAUGUUGUCAUGAAACUUCUCCAGCCAUAUUGGUUUCAAGGUUAUGAAGUUUUCUUUGAUAACUUCUACACAAGUCCCAUAUUAUUGCAGGACCUUGUCUCUUAUGAAGUUGUUGCUACUGGUACUUUGAAUGUUACCAGAAAAGAAGUACCAAGAGAAGUUUCGGCAAUGAAGCAGUAUGUAGAGAAGUGUACUCGUGGAGUUGGAUACUACUAUCGUCAACCUAAUUCAAAUAUUACAUAUUGCUGUUGGCAUGACACGAAAACUGUAACACUUGCCUCGACCGCAUAUCCAGGACAUACAGAAAAUACUGUGUCAAGAAGAGUAAAAGAUCCUCAUACCAACCGAUCCAUCACUACUGAAGUGCCAUGUCCUUUGAUGUUGUAUCAAUACAAUCAAAAAAUGGGAGGUGUCGACAAAAGUGAUCAAUUCAUUAGCUACCAUAAAGUACUGAGAAAAACAGUCUAA